AUGGCGGACCAACAGAAAGAACUCCGUUCACUAUCAGACGAGUAUGAAAAGCUUCAGGGCGAGCUCAACUCCCGCGUGCAGACUCGUCAGAAACUAGAGAGCCAGUUCACAGAGAACAAGGGCGUACAAAAGGAAUUCUCAAAUCUAGACGACGAGGCGAAGAUCUACAAAAUCGUAGGCCCAGUACUGCUGAAGCAGGAUACCACCGAAGCCAAGGGGACGGUGGACAGUCGGUUGGAGUACAUUGGGACGGAGAUCAAGCGGGUAGAAGAGACCAUUAAGGGCCUGCAACAGCAGAGCGAAGGAAAGAGGAAUGAGAUCAUGCGCAUACAGGCGACCAUGCAGCAGAGCCAGACCGCCGCGCCUGCGUAG
This is a messenger RNA of Saxophila tyrrhenica, 372 nucleotides long. It is a transcript of the gene YKE2, whose product is annotated as Prefoldin subunit 6. Gene Ontology annotation, cellular component: prefoldin complex; cytoplasm. Gene Ontology annotation, biological process: chaperone-mediated protein complex assembly; protein folding. The coding region runs from base 1 to 372 and encodes 123 amino acids. Gene Ontology annotation, molecular function: protein-folding chaperone binding. The transcript has 5 exons. NCBI's taxonomy places the organism in Eukaryota, Fungi, Ascomycota, Dothideomycetes, Mycosphaerellales, Extremaceae. The record is from RefSeq and is a predicted model, not a curated record.